Molecule: messenger RNA, 3724 nt
Organism: Malus domestica (apple)
Lineage: Eukaryota; Viridiplantae; Streptophyta; Magnoliopsida; Rosales; Rosaceae
Molecular function (GO): DNA binding; protein dimerization activity
Source: RefSeq, a predicted model, not a curated record
GCACCCAACACAAAAUGUCCAUAAAAAAAAAACCCUCCCUCUCUCUCUCUCUCUCUCUCUCUCUCUCUCUCUCUCUGUUCCAAAAUCCUCCAAAGCCUGACAGAAAUCAUCAGAGACAAGUAAGUCAUCUUCUUCCCACUCUUCUCCUUCAAAUUCUUUAUGCCAAAUGUAAAAUCUUUCUCAGUUCAUAUUAAAUUCUGGGAAAUUUUUCCAACACAUUCAGAGGGUAGUAAUUUGAUUGAUUGAUUGAUUGGAUUAUUAAGUUAAUUAGGAUUACGAUGAUAUCUUUAGAGGGUUUUGAGCCCGUAGCUGUUUCUCCCCAGAAACAAGACCCGGCAUGGAAACACUGCCAACUUUUCAUGAAAGACCAACCCAAUGGGGGUAAAGUUGAGUUGAAAAAGUGUAUAUAUUGUGGCAAAUUGUUUCAGGGUGGUGGGAUUAAUCGCCUUAAAUCCCACCUUGCCGGUCGGAAGGGCAAUGGCCCCACCUGUGAUCAUGCCCCGCCCGAUGUUAGAAUCGUAAUGUUGCAGAGUUUGAAUGAUGGGAUUGCAGCGUUUAGGCAGAGGAAGAGUCAUAUUGUUGCUAACCCACAUUGUAGCAUUAGCGAAGUUGACGGUUCAUUAGGCGAAAAUGGAGAGUAUAAAUUGGUUGUAGGACCCGAUUCGAAUGCGCUGGUGAAUGAUGAGGAGGUUGGUGGGUUGAGUGGGAAUGGAGGAAUUAGGUUAACUGAUAAUUUGACUAAUGUGCCCCUUCAAGUAGAUAAUUCUUAUAGGAGUAAUGCUCAGCAGGGAUUAAUUGGAGAGGCCAAAUUGUAUUUUUCGGUAGAUGAAGAGGAAGAUGGUGGGACGAGUGUUGAUCGAGGAGUACGGCGGAGGGGUAGACCUUCUGGUGGUGCUACCGGUUCUGGUUCAGUUAAUGGCGUUACGAAAUUUAGUGUUUCCGCUCCUUUUCCUAUUUCAGUAGGCAAUGCUUUUCCCAAUUCAACUUUUUCACAAAACCAAGAAGAAGUUGGCAUCAAACUGAAUUUUUCUUUAGAUCAGGAAGAAGAUGUUGGAUUGAGUGUUGAUAGAAGAGUAAGGCGGAGGGGUACACCUUGUAAAGAAGCUACUGGUUCUGGUUCAGUUAAUGGUGUUACGAAAUUGAGUAAUGCUUCACCUCCUGUUCCUAUUGCAAUAGGUAAUGCUUUUCCCAAUUCAAAUUUGUUGGAAAAUAAAGAAGUUGGCAUAAGUAAUACAAAUGUGAGUGGGAAGAGGGUAAGGGAUGAAGAUGCUUCGGGGGCUGCCAAUGAUGGAACCAUAGGCAAUGAUUACGAGGUAACAAGGUUGAGCAUUGAACAGAUUCAUAUGGCAAUUGGUCGGUUUUUAUAUGAAAUUCAGGCUCCCCUGGAUGCAGUAAAGAACUCUGUUUAUUUCCAGCCAAUGAUUGACGCAAUUGCCUCUGGGGGAAAGGGGACUGUAGCACCCUCAUAUGAUAACAUUCGGGGUUGGAUGUUGAAGAAUGCAGUUGAAGAGGUGAAGAGUGAAAUUCAACAACACACGGAAACAUGGGUGAGGACGGGUUGUUCUCUUCUAGUCAACCAAUGGAAUUCUGAAAAGGGUAGAACUUUGCUAAAUUUUGCAGUGUACUGUCCUGAAGGAACAAUCUAUUUGAAAUCUGUGGAUGCUUCUUAUUUUGUUUUUUCUCCAGAUGCUUUGUUUGUAUUUUUUAAGGAAGUGGUGGAAGAAAUUGGAGUUGGACAUGUUUUGCAAGUCAUUACAAAUACUGAAGAGCAAUUUUCUGUUGUUGGGAAGAAGUUGAUGGAUACGUUCCCUACUCUGUACUGGUCUCCCUGUUCCACCGCUUGCAUAGGUUCCAUCCUUGAGGAUUUUGGAAAAGUUGAAUGGAUAAAUUCUGUAAUUGAACAGGCUAGAUCUGUUACAAGAUUUAUCUACAAACAUGUUGUCAUUUUGAACAUGAUGAGAAGGUAUACAUUUGGGAAUGACAUUGUUAGGCUGGGAGUAACUAGGUUUGCGACAAACUUUAUGGCAUUGAAACAAAUGGCUGACCUUCAAUAUAAUUUGCAGUCAAUGGUUACUUCAAACGAGUGGAUGGACUGCCCCUAUUCUAAAACACCAGAAGGAUCGGCAGUGUUAGAUAUACUAAGUAAUCAUUCAUUUUGGUCUUCGUGCAUUUUGAUCACCCGUUUGACUAAUCCACUCUUGCGAGUUUUGAGAAUUGUUGGUAGCCAGAAGAGGCCAGCGAUGGGAUAUGUUUUUGCAGGGAUGUAUCGAGCAAAAGAAACAAUCAAAAGAGAACUUGUCAAGAAAGAAGAAUAUAUGGUGUACUGGAACAUUAUAGAUCACAGAUGGAAAAAAAUAGUGGAUUUUCCCCUUCAUGCUGCAGGAUUUUACCUUAAUCCCAAGUUCUUUUACAGCUUCAAUGGAGACAUGCAUAAUGAAAUUGUGUCGAGGAUGUUUGACUGCGUAGAGAGAUUGGUUCCUGAUAUAAAAGUCCAAGAUGAAGUAAUCAAAGAGAUAAACUUGUACAAAAAAGCUUUUGGAGAUUUGGGGAGGAAUUUGGCAGUCCGAGCGAGGGACAAUCUGCUUCCUGCUGAAUGGUGGUCAACAUAUGGUGGUGGUUGCCCAAACCUGUCGCGCUUGGCAAUUCGUAUUCUCAGUCAAACUUGCAGCUUAGUUCAGUGUCAGGAGAAUCAGAGUCCCUUCGAACAGUUGCAUAAGACAAGGAACAGCUUAGAACAUCAGCGGCUUAAUGAUCUUGUUUUUGUUCAAUACAACUUCAAACUAAAACAGAAGGUUCAUAAGCACAAAGAACAGGAGUACACGGAUCCUACAUCAUUUGACCAUGACAGCAUUGCCGAAGACUGGGUAGCAGAGAUGGAGAUGCACCAAGAAGACAUUGAAAAUCCUGAUUGGAGGUCACUUGAUCCCCCCUCUGAGAACUCGAGGCUUUUAGAACUUUCGGUUGAUGAAGUAGAAGAAUUGGGUUCAGGGUUUGAUGACAAUGAAAUUUUGAACGGAUUGAAAAUGGUCAAAGAAGAAUGUUAAACACAACGCUGUAAGCCGGCAGGACAGAAUGCAAAGACAAACAUCGUUAUGAGUUCACUACACCACCGUCACUUUCUUCGAGUGCCUACAGUGAGCAAAGCACUUUAGCAAAGUCGUAUGUCUCGAGAUACUACUCGGGCCCGAUUAUUUUCUUUCCCUGGCAUUACUGCAGAGUGAUCGAUUCUGAGAUGCUAAUGUAUACAAACGUACGAGGAAAAAUACGUGAUCGUGACCAGCAUCCCGUGAUGUGAAUUGGUUGGGCAAGUUCCUGCAACAUGUAGGUAGUUUACAUGGUAGAAAAAUAGGGCUUUGUAGCUGACAAUUGGAAUGCUGAAGCUUUUAACUUUUCAGAUAUCCUUGUAGUUAUAAAUCAUUUUGCAUGUUGCUGACAAAUUUAAGCUAGGUUGAAGGAAUUUGCAAGGUAUCAAGAGGGAAACAAUAGGCUUUACUUUGCAGAAUGUUCAUUAAGAGCAUCUCCAAACAGGGUGGGGAGAUGCAAAAUCAUAUUCACAUCUCGUUUUAUAUUUUCGGGAGGUGUAAAUGAGAGUUCUACACUAACUGGAGAGAUGUGAAUUUGAGAUCUUAUUUAAUUCUCUCUCUAUUUUUUCGGCCGAGAUGAAUAUUUUACAUCUCUUCAUUGAAGAAAUUUCCGGCAACUAAAAAUGAAAAUUGCACGUUUC